Oryzias melastigma (Indian medaka) is the source of this 2942-nucleotide messenger RNA. Its product is annotated as protein EFR3 homolog B. The transcript is spliced from 24 exons. Gene Ontology annotation, cellular component: plasma membrane. Gene Ontology annotation, biological process: protein localization to plasma membrane. The record is from RefSeq and is a predicted model, not a curated record. The coding region runs from base 357 to 2810 and encodes 817 amino acids. Lineage: Eukaryota; Metazoa; Chordata; Actinopteri; Beloniformes; Adrianichthyidae.
AUUACAUUGGACUGUAGGGUGGUGCUCAUGGUUUCCAGCUCUGGACUGUUUGUCUGACAGUCAAAGGUAGCCAGCCUCUGUUGCUGCUAGCUAAAUGAAAGAUGCUCUGUAGUAUUUAGGCGUUUUCUUUUUCUUUUCUUUUCUUUUUUUUAUUUAUCUUAAGCCAAGUCUCUUCUGACAGCCCCUCGCAUGCCAAAGGGAUUUAUAUUGCCUCCUUUAUGCAGGCCAAAGAGAAGCCAGCGGCUUUCCUGAUUCUCCAAGCCCCGGUGGAGGCUCCCUCCAACCUUGAAGCGCAUCCGUUCGCCUAGUCCAUUUAAACCCGGAAUCGCAGCGCCCCCUUGUGGCUCCCAUCAAUCAUGACAGGGGUUUGUGGAUGCUGCGGGGCCCUCAGACCUCGAUACAAAAGGCUGGUGGACAAUAUCUUCCCAGAAGAUCCAGAGGAUGGGUUAGUAAAGUCCAACAUGGAGAAGCUGACGUUUUACGCCUUGUCAGCUCCAGAGAAGCUGGACCGCAUCGGCGCCUAUCUCUCCGAGAGACUGUCGAGAGACGUGGCUCGCCACAGAUACGGAUAUGUGUGCAUCGCCAUGGAGGCUCUGGACCAGCUGCUGAUGGCCUGCCACUGCCAGAGCAUCAACCUGUUUGUGGAGAGCUUUCUAAAGAUGGUGCGCAAGCUGCUGGAGUCUGACAAACCCAGCCUGCAGAUCUUAGGAACCAACUCGUUUGUAAAGUUUGCAAAUAUCGAGGAGGACACGCCCUCGUACCACCGCAGUUACGACUUCUUUGUGUCGCGCUUCAGUGAGAUGUGCCAUUCAAGCUACGAAGACCCUGAUAUCCGCACCAACAUCCGCAUGGCCGGCAUCAGGGGUCUGCAAGGUGUGGUGAGGAAGACGGUGAACGAUGAGCUGCAGGCCAACAUCUGGGAUCCUCAGCACAUGGACAAGAUCGUCCCCUCUCUGCUGUUCAACCUGCAGAGUGAAGAAGGAACCGAGAGCCGCUCUCCCUCUCCGCUGCAGGCAUCAGAGAAGGAGAAGGAAAGCCCGGUGGAGCUGACGGAGCGCUGCUUCAGGGAGCUGCUGGGAAGAGCCGCCUUCGGCAACAUCAAGAGCGCCGUCACGCCGGUCCUGAUGCACUUGGAUAACCACUCUCUAUGGGAGGGGAAGAGCUUCGCAGUGCGUUGCUUCAAAAUCAUCAUGUACUCCAUCCAGUCGCAGCACUCUCACCUGGUAAUCCAGCAGCUCCUCGGCCACCUGGACGCAAACAGCAAGAACUCCGCCACCGUUCGGGCUGGAAUAGUCGAGGUUCUGCUGGAGGCAGCUGCCAUUGCUGCCAGCGGCUCUGUAGGUCCAACAGUGUUGGAGGUUUUCAACACUUUGCUGAAGCAGCUCCGCCUGAGUGUGGAUUACGAGUUGACGGGAUCGUACGACGGCAGCACAAACAUCGGGACUAAGAUCAUCAAAGCUCACGAGGAGAGGCAGCUGCAGGAAGCUGUCAUCCGUACCAUCGGCUCUUUUGCCAACACCUUACCCACCUACCAGAGAUCAGAAGUGAUGCUUUUCAUAAUGGGGAAGAUUCCUGUCCCUGGAGUUUCUCUAACUCUACCCUCCUCAGACUCGGGACCUGAGGUCACAAGAAUGAUUCAGAUCAUGCUGCUGAAGUCUUUAGUUCAGGUGACAGCCGGGUUCCAGACCACAAACAUGCUCACGGCGCUGCCCAGCUCCUUCCUGGAGCCGCUGCUGUCCUUCUCCCUGACAGAAGACCCCGAGAUCCGACUGCUGGUGCUGGAAAUCCUCCUCAGCCUAAUCGACAGGCACGAGAACAGACCCAAGUUCUCCAAAAUCAGCAUCGUCUCCGACAUCUCUGUGCUCAAGCUGAAAGUGGACAAGUGCUCCAGACAGGACAACUUAUUUAUGAAAAAGCAUGGACAGCAGCUGUACCGACACAUCUACCUGAACUGUAAGGAGGAGAGCAGCGCUAAGGAGCACUACGAGACCCUCUUUGCACUUUUAGGCCUUCUCAGCGUGGAGCUGGCCAACGAGGAAGUGGUGGUGGACCUCAUCCGCUUGGCCCUGGCGUUGCAGGAUCUGGCUCUGUCUACCGAUGAAGCUCUGCCCACUUAUAACCGCUGCGCCGUCCAUGCCCUCGCUGCUGCCUACCUCAAUCUCAUCUGCCAGCUCACCACAGUUCCAGCCUUCUGCCAGCACAUACAUGAGGUAAUUGAGGUUAGACGAAAAGAAAAACCCCACCUUCUGCCGGAAGAUGUCUUCGUUCAGAAACCCAAGCUGCCUUCUUCUCUGGAUAAGGUGGAUGGGGAUGUCUUAUUCCUCCAGUCAAAGAUUACCGAAGUCCUUGGAGGAAGUGGUUAUAAUACAGAGAGGCUGGCAACACCUUAUGUCCCCCAGUACACAGAUGAGGACCGGCUUUCGAAGAGGAAGAGCAUCGGAGAGACCAUCUCGAUCCAGAUGGAUGUAGAGUCUCGAAACAGUCCAGAGAAAAAGGAGAGGACACCAGCUGAAGAGAUCACAUUUGAAACACUGAAAAAUGCCAUCGUGGACAGUGUCGGUAUGGAAGAGCAGGAAAGAGAGCGGAGACGACAAGUCGUCGAGAAGUUCCAAAAAGCACCUUUUGAGGAAAUAGCUGCCCACUGUGGUGCCAGGGCCACAAUGCUGCAGAGCAAACUGAAUCAGAUCUUUGAGAUCACAAUCAGGCCUCCUCCCAGCCCUUCUGGAACCAUAUCGUCAGGUUAUGGCCAAACCCAGAGUCGAUCUGUUCCCAUUUAUGAGAUGAAGUUUCCUGACCUUUGCGUGUACUGAGCCACAAACUCUGCGGCGGCGUGACAAAACGGAUUAACCUUUGAGUGCAGGGAAGGGGAUCCGUGGAACCGAUCUUCACUGUAAAGUCCUCUUGACUGUGGAAUCUAACGUUAAAUACAUUUUUGGGGAAAA